CCAGUCCCACCAGUACAAGGGUUUAUAAAAGCACACAGGUGUAGCACUGCGAAAGGUGUCAGAACACUAAGUACAGUUCAGAGGACACACCAGAGACCGGGCUGAGAGAGAGAGAGCGACAGAGGGCAACCGUGGUGCAACACAACUUUGGAUUUCCACAGUGUACACACUGACAGAAGACAGGACCUAAAAAAUGAUGUUUGGCAUCAGGAAGCGCAUCCAGGACCACCUGGUGGAGCGAAGAAUCCGCCGAACCCGGCUGGUGACCAAAUAUGGCCAAUGCAACAUUGAAUUUGGUAACAUGAAAUGCGGCAACCAGUUUGCCUUCCUCGUGGACUUCUGGACGACCUUCGUGGAGUUCCGUUGGCGCUUUGUCCUCUUCUUCUUCACCGUCUCGUUCAUCCUGAGCUGGUUCAUCUUCGGACUACUGUGGUUCUGGAUCGCCUGGAGCAACGGGGACCUGACCUGGCAGAACCCCUCAAAAGGCCACAAGUACUGCGUGGAAAACGUUUCUGAUCUCAUUACAGCAUUCCUCUUCUCCAUGGAGACACAGACCAGCAUCGGGUAUGGUGUACGUGUCAUCACCCCUCACUGUUCUGGUGCUGUAACCCUCAUCAUUACCCAGUUUCUCAUAGGUUCCAUCAUCAACUGUUUCAUGUGUGGAAUCAUCCUAGCCAAGAUCUCCAUCCCUAAGAAAAGGGCCAAGACCAUCACAUUCAGUCAGACAGCUGUCAUCUGUCCUAAGAAAGACUUCCUUUGCCUCAUGAUAAGAGUGGCCAACUUACGCAAGACCCUGAUGAUCGGGAGCCAGAUCUAUGGCAAGUUGUUGAGGACAACCAUGAAACCCAAUGAGGAGACAAUUAUCAUGGACCAGGUGAACAUUGAGUUCAUGGUGGACGCUGGGAAGGACAACCUCUUCUUUGUGUGUCCUCUCACACUCUACCAUGUGAUUGACAAGGCUAGCCCUUUUUUUGAGAUGGCAGUGGACACACUCCAUAAGCAGGAGUUUGAGCUGGUGGUCUUUCUGGACGGCACAGCCGAGACCACCAGCUCAGCCUGCCAGGUCAGGACCUCCUUCAUCCCUCAGGAGAUCAUGUGGGGUUACAGCUUCCUGCCAAUCAUCUCCCGCAGUAAAGAGGGCAAGUACAGAGUGAACUUCUCCAACUUCUCCAAAGUGGUGCCCGUGGCCACUGCACAUUGUUCCUACUGCUUCCACAACAUGAAGGCACACCACCUCCACUGCAUUAACGGAAUCGACAACAGGGAAUUUGAAGUGAAUGAUAACUUUAAACAACCUAAUAUGACCAAGAUGUGAGUUUAUGUGGCCUGAGGAACAGAAGACAGUUAUAGGUUGUACACGCUUAGAAAAAAGGAUGCUAAAGGGUUCUUCGGCUGUGCCCAUAGAAUAACUAUUUUUAGUUCAACAUUGCAAAAAUUACAAAUCUGAACAAGGCUAAUUUUCUUGUAUUCAUACUUUAAAAUCAUAUUAUCUUAUUUUAAGAAUUAUUUCCUUAUCAAGUGCUAACUGUGUUAGACUAUGUAGCUUGUUUUAGGAAUAUAUGUCUUGAGUUGUCUUACCACAAGUUAAAUGAGACACAUUCUUGAGGGAACAGCUUUUUGAAGCUGGAAUCUACUGAUCUACAAGAAUUUGAAGAUAUGUAGGCUUGUUCUAAGAAUCACACUUGACGAGACUAUAAAAUUAAUAUUUGUAUUAAAAUCAUUUACAACCCAGAUAUGAAACAAACUGCUUUUUUC
Messenger RNA from Salmo salar (Atlantic salmon), 1755 nucleotides. The record is from RefSeq and is a predicted model, not a curated record. Lineage: Eukaryota; Metazoa; Chordata; Actinopteri; Salmoniformes; Salmonidae.